Messenger RNA from Fibroporia radiculosa, 774 nucleotides. RefSeq lists its product as uncharacterized. The transcript has 8 exons. NCBI's taxonomy places the organism in Eukaryota, Fungi, Basidiomycota, Agaricomycetes, Polyporales, Fibroporiaceae. Gene Ontology annotation, biological process: protein quality control for misfolded or incompletely synthesized proteins. Gene Ontology annotation, cellular component: endopeptidase Clp complex. Bases 1 to 774 code for a protein of 257 amino acids. The record is from RefSeq and is a predicted model, not a curated record. Gene Ontology annotation, molecular function: ATP-dependent peptidase activity; serine-type endopeptidase activity; ATPase binding.
AUGGCAAGCAGAAGUCUAUUGAAUCGCUCCUUCUUGUCGGCUACGCGCAACCAUGUUGCUACAUCUCCAGCUGCAAGGCAGCUCUGGGAUUAUCAUCGCCGCCACAUCCAUCCUCUCGCCACAGACUGGUCGUCGCCUCCGGCAAUUCAGUCGAACCUUGUGCCUAUUGUCAUUGAGCAAACGGGAAGGGGCGAACGGAGUUACGACAUAUUUUCCAGGCUCCUCAGAGAGCGGGUCAUCAUGUUGUACGGACCUAUUAGGGAUACCGACUCGGCAUUAACAGUUGCACAGUUACUCUUCCUUGAGGCUGAAGAGACGUCAAAACCCAUUCAUCUGUACAUCAAUUCUCCAGGAGGCAGUGUAACCGCGGGCUUGGCGAUAUAUGACACAAUGCAGUAUGUAUCUUCGCCAAUACACACGUACUGCGUUGGGCAGGCGUGCUCUAUGGGAUCCUUGCUUUUGGCAGCGGGCGAGAAGGGAAAACGACACGCGCUGCCCCACUCGACCAUCAUGAUUCACCAACCCUCCGGUGGCGCCUCCGGGCAAGCAUCGGACAUUGCCAUUCACGCGAAAGAGAUACUGCGUGUGCGAGAACUGCUCACGGGGAUCUAUCAGAAGCAUUGUGGUCAUGAAAGCGAACAUCUAAAAGAUGGAAUGCGGCGGUUUGAGAAGGCAUUGGAGCGGGACUAUUUCAUGACGGCGGAGGAAGCACUCCAGUUCGGGAUAGUAGACAGUGUGUUAGAGAAGCGCCCCAAGCUGGAUAACCCGAUUUAG